AUGGAAAACUCAGCUAGACAUUCAGUGGAUAUAAAAUCCGAAGACUUUGUUGUUUUGAUUGCUCUUCAAAACUUACAAACAUUUAUAAUGAUAGGGUAUACAGCUGUUAAUAAAGUUCAUUUGAAUUUUGAUUUUUCAUAUUUAUGGGCCCUAUGUGUUGGAACCAUAUUAUUUAUAUAUUCGCUAAUUAGUUUUGUGAUAAUUAGAACAUUUGUUUUUUCAAAAUUAGACAUAGGAAAAUAUGUUUUAGAAUUGUUAUUUUGUGUAAGUAUAAUUGUCACUUGCUCAUUAUCUAUAAUUAUAGAUUCAUUUAAAAUUGCAAACAUGCAAUUAUUAUUUUUUUCCUUUGCCUUAACCGGGUGUGCAUAUUAUAACUUAAUAACGUUGUUUUUUUUUAGUGUAUCUAUUGGAAUAUUAAUUCAAUAUAAUUUAAAUAUAGAUGGAUUUGAUUUAGAUAUAAAUUCUUUAUUUUUUACCGACUUGUUCUCUUAUAUUUUGCAAAUUAUUGGUGGUAAUAUUUUAUAUUUUCGCAUGUAUGAUUUAUGUUAUCUCAUAGUUUUAUCAAAAAAAAAUCCAUGCAAAUAUGUAGUUGCCUCAAAAGAAGUGAAACAGUUAGAAAAACAAAUUUUCACAUCUUUACUCAAUUCUUAUAUGUGUAUAAAGCCGAAAACAUCUUCAGAUCUAAUGUGUACCAAUUACUUUUUAAAUAAGGAAAAUUCCUCUAUUAUUGAUGGUGAUAUGAAAGUGAAACCUAAUCGUUCUAUUACAUAUUUAGAUAAAUUAAAUAAAAAGAAAACAUUGUUAACAUCUACCUAUAACAAUAGUGGUAUUUAUAAUAACAAUAAUAAUAGUAAUAUUAAUAACAUUAGGAGUUUAUCCAAUUUUGGUGGUAACAAACGAACUAAUUCUUACGUAAAAAAAUUUAAAUUGUCAAAUACAUUAUCCCUCAAGCGAAAUACUUACCUUAAUCGUAAUAAUAACGGUUUUGUGUAUUCGAUUGAAAAGUCUAAUGAUUCCGAAUUAAAAAAUUGCACUAACAAUCCAGAUAUUUUCAAAAAGUACUAUUCUUCACAAUCAGGGAAGCAACAAAAAAUGCGAAGCUUUAUAGAACGAACAGAUCGCCGUUUAAGAAAAUCAAAAAGAGUAGUGUAUCCAAACCGUACAACUCAGAUAUGUGAAAAUACGAAAAAUAUAUACAAAUCAGAAAAAUCGAAAACACUAAAAAGACCAUCGUUAGAUGAAAAAAAUGAUAAAAAUGUUCUAUUAAACAUGGAAAAGAUAGGAAAGAAACAUGAACAAAACAAUGUGUUCAAAGAUACGUAUGAUGAUAAUAUAUCGGAACGAACGAGCAAUAAAGAUAAUCAUUUUUUAAUACCGGUUAAGGGGAAUAUGGCUGAUGAUAACUUAAAUGCAAAAAAAAGUUCUUUGGAAAGCUGUGAAAAAGUCGAUGCCGUAAUUGACAUCGCAGCUGAUCGAAGUUUUUCCCAAUGGGAGAGCAUGGACAGUGACAAAAGGAGAAAACAAAAACAAAAAGGAAAAAAAAGUAAAAAUGAAAGUAAAAUAAAAAGUAAAAUUAUAAGAGAAGGCAAGAUUAAAAGUGAACGUAAACGGAAAAGCGAAUGUGAGAGUGAAAUUGAAGGUGAUGAACGAAAUAACCAAAGUGAGGAAAACAGCAUGAACUUCCUCAAGAGAGAAGAGGAACCGCAGGAUGCAAACGACCAAAGUAGCUACCGCAAUACACAUUCUGAUAAUUCGUAUCAUAAUAAGAGUGUACGUUCGCAAAAUUCACAUAACAACCAGCAUAUCAUGCAUGAUAAUCCUAGUUAUUUAAAAGAGAAUGGAGAACGUAAAUAUUAUAGACACCUGAGUGAUAACUCUUACUCAAAUAAUCGUUCUAUGGACAAUUUUCAAUCAAAGGGAAUAAUGAAACCAAACAUCAAUAAACAUCAACUAGAUAAAAGCAAAAAAGGGGAAAAUGCUACUAAUAAAUCAUUCGAUGUUACCAAACAAAUAUGUGAAGAAAAGGAGCUACAUAAAUUGAAUAAAGUCCAAGCAGAGCACUUAACAGAAAAAGAUGUUAAGACAAAUAUUAUGAACUUAUUCAAAACUCUAUUCAAAGAAGACAAAAACAAAAACAGAACGAUACAUGCGAAGAAUGAAAUAAUUGAUCCUGAUAUGUACAAUUGCAACGUAUUGACAUGCAACUAUAGUAUAGUAAAAAAUAUUUUUAGUGCUGAUGUUAAAAAUAAUAAAAAAAAAAAUCAUGUUCUUUCAGUACAAACAGAAUAUACAAAAGCAAUCGAAAGGGAUAGGGAAAAUGGUAACGAACAGGAAUUAAAAAAGGUUCAAAUGGAAAAAAAUAAUCCUAAAAAAAAUAAAAUUCAACGAAAUGACCAUGAUCAAAAUUGCAAAUAUAUACGAAGCAAUGAGGGGAAUUGUGCUCAUAAGAAUUCCACAGGAAAACAAAAUGAAAAUUACUGUGAAAGCUACCAUGAUUGUGGAAGCAACGACGACAGUGAGAAAAGAGACAAACACUUAGAAUUAAUAACGCAUGAAGGAGGCGCUGAUGAAUUUGAUGAUAAUUCCAUCAGAUUAAAGGACAAAUUAAUACACAAAAAUAUGAGCCUACCGGAAGGACGUGAAUUUUAUAAUACACCUCACUACAACAAUGAGUCAUAUGAAGAUGAGAUGACCUUAAAUAAAAGUGUAGUUUUUUCUAAAACUAAGAGCUCCUUAAAUAUAAGCACAAACAACUGUAGUAGCUUCUACAAUAGUCGUAGCUUUUACAGUAGUCAUUAUCCAUACAACAGAAGUAGUAACAGUAAUAAUAAUAAUAUUGGCGUCAAGAAGUCAACAACUUUUAGUACCAACUAUUCACAAAAAAGCGCAAAUAACGAAUUAAAGAAUACCAAUAAAAGCAACCAGAAUAAUAAAUAUGGAAGAAGAAGCGCGAUCAGACAACAUGAAAUAUUAGAUAAAAUUAUGGAGCUUGAUAUUAGCAACCAAAAAAGAAAAAAUAAAAAGAAAAAUAAAAAAAAAGAAUCAACCUCAUCAACAAGGAAAAUUUAUUUCACAUCAAAAAACAGAAAAAAAUAUACAUCGUUUCUUCUUGAAAAUCCAAAAAUCAAACAGUUACUUAUGUACCUUCCAAAAUUUUUUGGUAAGAUAUUUCGUGUGUUGAAAAAAGUAUUUUUUGAUUUAAAAAAAAAAAAAAUUUUGAUGCAAAAUGCUACUUGGAAAAAUAAAAUAUUCAUACCUGAAAGAGACUCAUUAGGUUUAUUUAAAAAUACAUCUUUCGAAAAAUGGUACGUAUCUUGGAUGGACGAAUUCAACAAAAAUAUCAUUUCCAAGACUUACUAUAUACACAUCUAUUUAAUUAUAUACAUAAUCACAUUAGAUUUUAUUACAGCAUACAAAUUACAUAGUAAUCAAAUGAUAAUUAGCCCAUUAAGACAUCUUAGCUAUUUUACUUAUUUUUUUCUAAAAUCUCUUCUAAACAUACUUAUAUAUAUCUUUUACAUCAUGUUAACCUUUAAAAUAAAGAAGUAUAAUUGUUAUGAUAUCAGAAAGUAUUAUUUUUCAACCCUCUUCUUAUGUAUAGCAAAGUUAUUCAUUUCUUCACUUGACAUAUAUGUAGCUAUUACCUCCUUGGAUUAUUUUACAAGUCCUUAUUAUAUCUAUAUCUACAUUCACAUGUUAAUAAUCCAAACAUCCAUAUUAUUAAUAGUUAGGUACCCAACACAGUAUUUGUUAUUUUUUAUGUAUGUUGUUUGCUUUACUUCCUUAUAUUGGGGUUUCUCAAUACAUAAGUCUUUUAUGGAAUUUAUUUUCAUUAUCGCAUGUACCUCUAUUACGAUUGUAUACUCUUAUAUAUUAAGCUCAAGAACACUGGAAAUUAACAGAAGAAUACUAUUUUCGAAGUAUGAACUCCCUUACCUCCUGUACUUGAAGGAAAUUGUGUAUUGUUUAAAUAAAAGUCAGAGCAAGAAACAUAUGUAA
Messenger RNA from Plasmodium malariae, 3999 nucleotides. RefSeq names its product conserved Plasmodium protein, unknown function. The record is from RefSeq and is a predicted model, not a curated record. The transcript has a single exon. Lineage: Eukaryota; Apicomplexa; Aconoidasida; Haemosporida; Plasmodiidae. Bases 1 to 3999 code for a protein of 1332 amino acids.